AUGCUGAUUAACUUGAAUGUAGGAGCCAAGGAAAACCGCUUUCAUGGAGUCUCUGCUACGAUGCACGAGAAGAGCCCGGCUCUGACGGAUAGAUUCGGCACCCCGUUCUCUCGCCAGGAUGUGACCCGAAGGUCCAAGCUGAGGAAUUUUAACUGGGACGCUAUUCCCAAGGAUCGGAUUUUGGGGAAGAACAGCGUGUGGAGUGAUGUGCAGAGCGAUGAUUUUCAGAUCGACACCACCAGCAUGGAGGAGCUGUUUGGGAGGAAGGAGAGUGCGUCGCCGGCCAGGACGAACAUCGUCCGUAGAAGCCUGCGCUGCAGCUCGCCCAUUGAUACCAACAAUGAGAAGGUGUCUCUGUUGGAUGCAAAGAGGAGCAUGAAUGUGGGGAUAUUUCUAAGGCAGUUCAAAAGGGCGGUGACCGAUAUUAUCGAGGACAUCAGACAAGGAGUCGGCCAGUCUUAUGGCUCAGAGAAAAUGACUGAACUCUGCAAACUGCUGCCAGAGAAUGAAGAGGUGAAACGUUUGAAGUCUUUCCAAGGAGAUCGCAGCAAGUUGGGGGAGGCUGAUCUUUUCAUGGUGUUGAUCGUGGAAGUGCCCAGUUUUCAGCUGCGUCUGGAAGUCAUGGUUUUAAAGGAGGAGUUUGAGCCUCAUGUGACCUCGCUGUGUUCCGCGGCCAGCACGCUCAAGCAAGCAGCUCAGGAGCUCUUGAACUGUCCGGAGCUUCACACAAUUCUACGGCUUGUGUUGAAGGCAGGAAACUACAUGAAUGCUGGAGGGUAUGCUGGCAACGCUGCUGGAUUUCGAAUUGCAUCCCUGCUGAAACUUGCCGACACGAAAGCCAACAAACCGGGGAUGAAUCUCCUGCACUUUGUGGCCAUGGAAGCUCAGAAGAAAGACAAACUGCUUCUUUCAUUCCCUGACAAACUGAGGCACGUGGGCCCUGCCAAUAGGUUAUCAGAAGACUCUGUUCUGGAGGAGCUGUGCCGGUUACAGCGCAGAGUGGAUGGGUUGCAGAACAAUCUGCAGGGUGAGGCCGAGCUGAGGGCUCAGACACAGCCCUUUUUACAGGCUGCAGAGUCAAGGCUCUUGCAGGCUCAGGGGGAGGUGGAGGACAUGAGGCUGGCCAGUCAGUGCCUGGUCGAGUUCUUCUGUGAGGAUGGUGACACGUUCAAGCUUGAGGAAGCCUGCAAGGUCUUCCAGAGCUUCUGUGAAAAAUUCAUCAAAGCUGUUCAGGAGAACUGGGAGAGGGAGCUGCAGGAGUUGAGACGGGUGCAGCGACAGGAAAGGGAAGAGGAGGGUUUAGAGAAGCGGCGCUCAAUCGCCACCUGCUCAGCGCUGGAGGUGGGGUUGGGGCGGACCGCCUCGGAUGAUGACCUGGAGCUAACGCUGGAGAGGAAUCUGCGCAACUCAUGGAAGAGGCGCAGCUUCCGCCCCAGAGAGCCCCGCCCCCAGCUGAGCAUCCUGGCCAAUGAAGACUCAAGAAAGAGGCUAUACUCAUCAGAGGUGCUGCCCUCUGUACUGCCGGAGAAGACCACAGUGGAGACCAAGGAGUUUGUUCAGGAAGACUGCCCUGCCCAGAGCGCCCAAUUCAUGCGGCAGGUAACAGAAAGAGUCCUGAGCCAACAGAUGAGCCUCAGCGCCUCUGGACAAGGCAAAGCUGCUGCUGCAGCAGUGAAUGUCCCAAACCCAGUGGAGGAAGGACUGCAGGAGUGUGUGCGCCCGCAACCAGAGUACCCCAAAGUGGGAGCGUCACUGGAGUGCCACACGCUGGUGAGAGGGCUGAAGUCGUAUGAUAACGUGUCCUCGGCGGUACAGCAGCCUGCGCCCAGCCAUUGCUCUAAAUGGCGACGGGAAUCAACAGCGUUGCAAAGAGAGGUGAUGGAGAGCGAGAGGAAGGGAAAUGUGAGGACAAUAAUGGAAUCUGAAAGUAAGAGUUUGAAGGUUUGUGGAAGUGAAACAAGGGAGCGAGGAGGAGCAAGUACGGUCUUUCAGCAGAAGGAAUUGGAAGCGAGUAAAAACAAAGACUCUGUUAAAGACAGGAUUAAAAUGAAUGCGGCUGGCACUGUGCCGAAGAAAUAUCGGUCUUUGCAAGAGCGGAGCACAGCCCUCGUGGGCUCUCUGAGGCAGAAGGGAAUUAAGCUGGAGGAGCCGGUGCCUGCUUCGCCACGAGACUCAAAGCUGCCGUUAUUCCCCCGUGGUGGAUUGCGCAGUACUAUGCCGCACAGGCCAGCUGUGUUAGCCUCUCAGGACGUCGGACGUCCCAGCAGCUUCAGGGAAAAACAGAAUGUGCCCGGUAACACCCCCGAACCCAAAAUCAAAUCCCUGAGGCGCCCAGCUGAAAAAACUAAACUGGACAAGGAGAAGCCAAUUGUGUCACCAAAAAGCAUUUCCCAUGCUUCUUCACUGAGAAUUCCCAAAAGAGUCUCCAGUGGGCCCGACUCAACUUCCGCAGGUACAGGGAGUGGGCAGCAUGGGCGGUCACCUCAGUCCAGUUCUGCUGGUGUGAGAACAAGAACUGCAGCAGCUGCUGUGCCAGCCGCCACUAAGCUUGUGAAGCACUGUGAGCCCAGCUCGCCCAGUCCUAGGACUGCUGUAGGCCGACCGGGUAAGAGUCCUAAAGGAACAGGCCUGCCCACUUGGAAAUAAGAGUGGAAUACAUUCCAGGUGCAACCACCUUACUUUACACUCACCUGGGACAUCACAGGAGACAAGGCAGGAGGACUUUAUUAGGAAGAAGAAAUUGAUUGAUGGAGUGAGUAAUUCAUAACCCUUGGGCCGUACACAGUCAAAAGAGGCAGAGAUUGUUAUUUAUUUAAUACAUUUACAUCUAUUAUAAACAGUGGGGCUUCAGUCAUCAGCAGAAAUCAAGCUUACCUCAGUAAGACCCUAGAGAUCCGGAUUCCUCCUUAGCUCAGGAGUUGGAGGUGACCAGCAAGUUCACGGUGUUGAUUGGUUCAUCUGCUUUCCAUUUAGCAAAAUCCUUGGAACAAUAUUCUUGCUUUGCACAUGUGCAAUUAUCCAUAUUUAAAACGUCCUUCCACAUAAAGCCAACAUUGUUGAAUUGUCAGAAACCACAGUACACUACAGCAGUCAAUAAUUACAAGUUUAAUUGAAACUCUAAGGUACAAAAAGGUUCCAUUUUAUUUAUGUAUUUCCAGUAAAAUUAUCAAUUUAGUUUUCAUGAAUUUUAGUUUAAUUUGAAUUUAUUUUAAGCAUGUACACAGCUCAAGUAAUCCACUGUUGGACAGUGGAUUAUUUACCCUAAUCAACACUGUUCGAUUUCUCUUGUGUAGUAAAGAUGGUGACUGAAGUGCACUGCACUUUAAAAUCUGUACUUUUUUUUACUACCCCCCCCCCCCCCCC
Molecule: messenger RNA, 3363 nt
Organism: Polyodon spathula (Mississippi paddlefish)
Lineage: Eukaryota; Metazoa; Chordata; Actinopteri; Acipenseriformes; Polyodontidae
Gene: fhdc2
Product: FH2 domain containing 2
Exons: 12
Coding region: 1-2646 (881 amino acids)
Source: RefSeq, a predicted model, not a curated record